GUUCUACAGUAUUUAGUAGAAAGUUAAUUUCUUUCCUGUCAAGCUCCCAGCCGAUUACAAUCCAUUUUGAACCCUCCGACUGGGACUGGCUCCAUUGAUUUUGGCAACAAACAAAUAAAUAUUUAGAUGUUUCAUUUACAGUACCGACCUCCCGCCCACCUUAUCUCAGUCUGGCCUCCAGCUAAACUUCAUUUCCUAUUCGUCUCAGAAACCUGCAGCAAAUUGAACCACUCCCUCAGCACAAAGCUAUCCUGAGCUUUGUUGUUUCCCUUUAAGUCUCUCAUCCAUUGUCUCUGGAUGAUCUUUCAACUACAUAAUUGUACUCUACUUGGCUCCACCGCAUCAACUCCACUUCUGUCGCCCACCUUACCCCACUGGCAGUUUCACAGGUUCUGUCUGUCGGCGUACUGAGCCAAGACUCUUCUGAAAGUGCGGCGGGCCUUUUCUGGUGAUUCGCUUUGAUUGUCUUGCUGCAGGGAAAUCCUUCAACAUAAAAGAGGCUCGCGUGUGGCGGUACCAUUCUGUAUUGUCCUCCCAGAAAUCAACCACACGCAUCCACAUUCCUUACGAUCACAUCUCAGCUUACUAAAAAAAAAUCUGAGCUUAAAAUCCAAGGAUUAGUGAUACAAACGAGUGUGUAGUUCAUACUCCGUCAGCUGUAUCAAUCAAGGCGAUCAAGUCAUCGUUUCGAAUUUUUUUUGUUAAACCCAACUUAAAUUUGCAAACAACGAGCAACCCUCUUCUUUAUCGCUUUCCAUCAUAUAAACUUGAACCAUCUACCCAGACUACCAGCAGUUUAACUAUUUGAUCCUCAUAGUAUCCUCAUAGUUAAGACCUCGGGAUCUUUUACGGCUGUCUGGCGCUUGUGAUACGACUCGCUCGGCUUCCCUUCCUAAACCUUCUAGUCUCCGCUGCUCGUGCACGAGCGAGUUGGCCAUAUUUCUGUAGGUGGGUAAUAUGUUUUUCUACUUGAUUUCGUUGUAGGAAUCCGUUCCACUGUAAUUUUUGGAUUUCUUGGUCAUCCAUUAGCGCAUUCCACUGGUUUAGACAGUCUUCGCAAUCCGCUUCACGUCCUUACCGGAUUGUCUGGAUUGUCCCUCAACUCAGGCCCCGUACUGACGAGAGCUACAUGUUGAUGCAACUUUCAACUGGUUGCAUCGAUUGGUAGAGCUCUGCGGUACCUUAGAGCUUCCAUGAUUUUAUUAGUCCCAGGCAUGACUUUAAAAACCCUGGUCAUCAGCUGUUAACUGUGAUUCUCCCAAUUCCCUUCCCAAAACCUUCAGACUCUAGACAUCUCAUAACCUCAAAGUUUUCUAACAAUUUGACCACCAAUCCUACAUAAAUAGCUGCUUUUUUUAAUAAUUACGGAAUACCAAAGCUAGAUCCACACAAGGGGAUCUAGUUGGUUUGGCUCAGUAGCCUUCAAAUCGCUCAAAAUAUUUCAUCCGGCCAUCAAGAUGAUGGAGUUGAUUCCAGCGACGAUGAGACUGAUACACAACGAGAUAGUGCAAAACUUUCGUAUAAUUUUCUCAUUAUUCAUCUGCAUUCUAUCUCCUGUCAUCCUAUCGAAGAUUACCCAUCGGAGACGUCGGCUUCCUCUGCCUCCUGGACCUAAGUCUUACCCGUUCAUAGGAUAUUCAUUCGGCCCAUACCAUUGGCGACAGAUGGAGAAAAUAACGAAGGAGUAUGGACCGGUUUCAUCGGUAAGAUUGGGCAACAAUAAGCUGUUGGUGAUUGUGGGUCGUGUCGAACCAGCGCUGGCGCUAUUGGAAGGUCGCAGCAGCAUAUACUGCGAUCGACCACAGUUAGAAAUGGCUGGCAAUAUCAUGUCUGGAGGGCUACGUACCCUUUGCCUUCCUUACGGGGACCGUUGGAAAAGAUUUCGCAGAGUGCUCCAUUCCCAAUUGGAUACUAAAGCAGCAACCUCAUACCAGCCAAUCCAAGAACGUGCAUCGCGUCAACUGAUUCUCGACAUUCUUGAGCGUCCAAAAGAUUUCACCGAGGCCCUCACACGGUAUGCGGCUAGUGUGAUCAUCAAGAUCACAUAUGGAAAAUUGACUCCGAUACAUCAUUCUGACGAUGAAGUUGUACAAGUCAUCAAGACUUUGACUCGUUUCAGCAAAGCCGCGCGCAUAGGCGCGCAUGCAGUCGACCGUUUUCCUUGGUUGCGUUACAUCCCCGGUUGGGUAGCCCAAGGAAGAAAAUGGCAUCAGGAGGAGCUCAACCUCUUUAGCUCCCAAGUGGAUGGUGUGCGACGCGAAAUGAAUAUUCCUGGGAAAAGGGAUAGCUGUUUUGCAUCCUAUAUGCUUGAACGUCAAAAGGAAUUCUCAUUGUCUGACAAUGAGGCAGCAUACCUGGCGGGGUCUCUAUUUGGUGCCGGUUCCGAUACUACUGCAGCUGCUCUGGCCAUCGUGAUAUUUGCGGCAGCUUGCCAUCCAGAGGAAGUCAAGAAAGUGCAAGAGGAGCUUGGAAGUGUUGUGGGAAAUGGAAGAAUGCCAACCUUCGAUGAUUAUUUUGAACUUCCGUUGGUGACGGCCUUCGUCUGUGAAACAUUUCGAUGGAGACCUGCCUCUGCAGCUGGAUUUAUGCACGCCACCGUCAAGGAUGACGUGUACGAGGGUCACUUCAUUCCAGCUGGAUCAUGGGUUGUUGGUAACCACUGGUCCAUCCAUCGUGAUGAGUCUGUUUUUCCGGACCCAGACAAGUUCGAUCUCAUGCGGUGGCUCACGAUUGACGAUAAAACUGGCAAAACUGUCCUGAGGCAAGAUAUGAGGCAUUUUGCAUACGGCUUUGGAAGACGGAGAUGUGCGGGAAUCACGAUUGCAGACCGAAGUAUGUUCAUCAACACCGCCAAUCUUCUAUGGUCUUUCGACAUCAAAGAAAAAGUGGACAAUAAUGGGAAUGUGAUUGAAUUGGAUAGAAUGGCAUUUGAGGACGCGACCAACUCAAGACCGAAACCCUUUGAAGUGGACUUUGUUCCACGGGUCCCAGAUUUACGAAGAGCCAUUGAAGAAAUGAGCGCGUGUUGAAGUUGAUAUUUUCUUUACCAAUAUUGUCUAUUGUAUCGCAUAGAAUACAUCAUGGACUGCUCUUCUUUGUGAAUUCUUAUUUUGGCGUUUUUUCCUUGCAUAAAUUUUAUAUUUAAUAAUGGUAUAUAAGUAC
Puccinia graminis f. sp. tritici CRL 75-36-700-3 is the source of this 3162-nucleotide messenger RNA. RefSeq lists its product as uncharacterized. Gene Ontology annotation, molecular function: oxidoreductase activity, acting on paired donors, with incorporation or reduction of molecular oxygen; iron ion binding; heme binding. NCBI's taxonomy places the organism in Eukaryota, Fungi, Basidiomycota, Pucciniomycetes, Pucciniales, Pucciniaceae. The record is from RefSeq and is a predicted model, not a curated record. The transcript is spliced from 15 exons. Bases 1458 to 3029 code for a protein of 523 amino acids.